AAACACUUGUAAGAAUCUCUAAAUAAUCAAGAAAGUGAACUGAUAUUGUAUUAUAUUAUGCCCUAUUUAAUAGUAUUACUUUAACUUCCAAAAAUUUAAUGCAAAACUGUAACCUGUAAUAUAUAUGCAACGUCUUGAAGAAAUACGAUUUUCAACGUAAAUAUUUAUUACAAAGUUACUUAACCUAUUCCUACAAUCUGUCAUCGUAGUUCUUAUCAGCUGCUAUAUAAUUUUUAAAUAAACGUUGAAUAUGGCUUGUCAAGCGGCUAAUGCAACAAAUUGCGAAAAAAUGCAGAGUUCUAUGGAUAACAAAGAUAUAGACUUAAAAAACUGCAGGAAACUCAUCAAAUCGUAUAUCGAUUUGCAUUUAUAUAGUGCCGCUUUGUUUUGGGCCGAUAAAGUGGUUUCAUUGAGUAACGAAGAUCCAAAAGAUAUAUGCACUUUAGCUCAUUGUAUGUAUCUUAUGAAACAAUACCAUCGAGCUGCACACCUUAUUAGAAGUCGUGGACUUGAAAAGACUUAUGUAAUGUGUCAUUAUUUAGCAGUAAAAAGUCUUUACGAAGCUAGAGAAUAUAAUGAAGCUCUACAAGUCAUUAAUGAAUCUGAAAUUUGUACAAAUAUAAAUCAAUCGGGAAUUAGUUUUAAUGAUCGUCCUGAUAUUCUUGAAGAUACCUCAAAAAAUGUGCAAAGUGCUAUAUUAUAUGUAAAAGGUAAAGUCUAUCAAGCUAUGGAUAAUAGAGCAAUGGCAACAGAUUGUUACAAACAAGCUCUACAUUGUGAUGUUUAUUCAUAUCAAGCAUUUGAAUCUCUUGUACAAAAUCAAAUGCUUUCAGCAACAGAAGAAAGAGAACUUUUGGAAUCUCUUCCUUUUGGAGAACAAUGCACAGAAGCUGAAGCUGAUCUAUUACGUUUAUUAUAUGAAAGUAAACUAAAAAAAUACCAGGAACCAUACAAAAAACAAUCAUUGGCCACUUGCAGUGUGAUGGGAGUCCCUGUUAUUGAUAGAUUGUCUGAUAAUUUAGAUUUAGAAGUUUCUGAAGCUGAAAGACUAUAUUACAAUUGUGAUUAUCAUAAAUGUUUUUCGCUUACAGAAAGAAUUUUAAACAAGGAUCCAUAUCAUACCGCAUGUCUGCCAGUACAUAUUGCCUGCUUAGUUGAAUUAAAAAAGACCAAUGCAUUAUUUUAUUUGGCACACAAAUUGGUUGAUCUAUAUCCAGAUAUGGCUUUAGCAUGGUUUGCUGUAGGAUGUUAUUACUACAGCAUAGGUAAAAGUGAUCCAGCCAGAAGAUAUUUAGUAAAAGCUACCACAUUGAACAGUUUAUUUGCACCAACUUGGUUAGUGUAUGGACAUUCAUUUGCAGUAGAAAAUGAACAUGAUCAAGCAAUGGCUGCUUAUUUCAACGCGUCACAAUUAAUGAAAGGUUGUCAUCUUCCACUUUUAUACAUAGGACUGGAAUGUGGAUUAACAAAUAAUCUUAAACUGGCUGACAAGUUUUUUCAACAGGCUCAAGAAAUAGCACCAAAUGAUCCAUUUGUUAUACAUGAAAUGGGAGUAAUAUCUUUCUAUAAUAUGGAUUACAAAACUGCAGAAAGGCAAUUUAAGGAAGCUAUGAGAAGAGUUCAAUGUGGACUUAAGGAUGUAAUUUUACCUAGUAAAUGGGAAGCACUCUUGAAUAACUUGGGUCACACGUGUAGAAAAAUGAAAAAAUAUGAAGAAGCUUUAAAUUAUCACCAACAGGCAUUAGUAUUAAAUCCUCUAAAUCCAUCAACAUAUUCAGCAAUGGGUUUUAUUAAUGCUUUAAUGGGAAAUAUACAAGAAGCAGUUGAUGCUUUUCAUAGAGCUUUAGGACUUAGAAGAGAUGAUACAUUUACAACUACUAUGCUAACUUAUGUUAUGGAACAACUUAUUGAUGAAGCUCCACCAUAUCCUGAUGCACCUAUCGAUAUUCCAAAAUACACAAAUUCUGAUUCUAGAGUAGAACCAGAAAUAAUAGAAUCUGCAAAAACUUCUAAUAGCACAGUUAAUUCACAAGAUCAAGACAUUGGCAAAUUAAGAGUAAAUUUAUUUUCUGGAUGGGGUGAAGAUUCGAGUAAAGCAGAAACAAAUACAUCUAAUAGAAUUACUGAUUCCAGAGAUGCUGUUGUAAACUAUUCAACCGGUGAUAUGAGUUCUGAAGUUGAAAUGUUAGAUUCAUCAACAGCUCAUAUAGAAUAUAAUUAAAUUAUAAUUAAAUGUCUCGUAAAAGGAAUAAAUUUAUUAGAUAAUAAA
Vespa crabro (European hornet) is the source of this 2269-nucleotide messenger RNA. It is a transcript of the gene Cdc16, whose product is annotated as cell division cycle protein 16 homolog. The record is from RefSeq and is a predicted model, not a curated record. Gene Ontology annotation, molecular function: protein binding. The coding region runs from base 251 to 2221 and encodes 656 amino acids. NCBI's taxonomy places the organism in Eukaryota, Metazoa, Arthropoda, Insecta, Hymenoptera, Vespidae. The transcript has 11 exons. Gene Ontology annotation, biological process: cell division.